ACCUAGUAGCCCGAGGAAACCGAACGUAAAUGACACGAAAACGAAAGAAAGGAAAAAACUUGGAUUCGCGAGUUUCUCUGGCAGGUGCGAGGGAUCUAACGAUACAACCGUUCCAACCACUGCUGCUUGCCGAAAGGGUCCAUCUUUGAUUUCUGGUCUUUCUGCAUCGCAACAAUGGCAACGAAAAAGAAGGAUCUCUUCGACGAUGAUGCGUCCUCGUCCUCCUCCUCCUCGUCGUCCAGCGACGACGGCUCAUCGACCUCCUCGUCCUCCUCGUCGGCCGCGGCGAAAGGAUCCUCGGGAGACGGAAGCGAACUCCGCCUCACCGUGAACAAAUCGUUUGCCACCAGGUACCAGAACAAGAAGGAGCGGGAAGAACUGCAGCAGAUCCGCCAGCAACGACAGCGAGACGGCAUCGCGGACGGAGACUCAUCCGAAUCGGAUUCGUCCGACGAGGAAGAAGACGAGGACGGCGUCCUCUUCACCCCGUCCGCCAACGUGCAGUUCCUGAAAACGAUCAAGGCCCUGCGCAAGAAGGACGACUCGAUCUACGAUCCAAAGGCGCAGUUCUUUGACGAGCUCGUCGGGGACGGCGACGACGACAACGACGAGGGGAAAAAGGCGAUCCGAAAGCCCCAGCGGUACAAGGACGUGGUGCGAGACCACAUCCUGGAACAAAUGGAAGAGGACGAGCGGGGAAGCGGCGGCGACGCCGCGGCAAAGGGACCCUCCGGCGAUCCGCUGGCGCCCCGGUCGAAGCUGGGAUACGACGCGGAACAAGAAAAGCUCCGGGCCGCCUUUUUGACCGAGUCCUCCAACGCCGACGGCGGCGACAACGAAGACGACUGGAUGGUCGUCAAGAAAAAAGCAGAAACGCCCGCCGAAAUCGAAAAGCUGGAGCAGGAGGCAUCCAAAGAACUGAAGGAGAUCGAAAAGAUGUCCAAGAAAAGCAAGAAAAAGACUGGCAGCGGCGAAGACGACGUCUUCAAGGACCCCCGCGGCGAGGUCGGAGACGGGGAAAUGUUUCUCCUCGAUUUCAUCACCAACAAGAAAUGGAUCGACCACAACGACCUCGACCGCAACGCCGGCGACGACGACGAAGAGUCCUCCCUCGACGACGUCGAGCGUGCCGACGAGUACGAGUCGAACUACAACUUCCGCUUCGAGCAGGCCGCCCAGGAGACGGCCGCGUCCGGGGCAUCGCUAUCCGUACAGACCUACGCCCGCAGCCAGACCAUGAACACGGUGAGGCGGGAGGACACCUCGCGAAAGGACAAGCGGCAAGCCCGAAAGGAACGGAAGGCCGCGGAACGCAAGGCCAAGGAGGAGCAGUUGAAGCGCCUGAAAAACGCAAAGAAGAAAGAAAUGAACCAAAAGCUGUCGCAGGUGAAAGCAGUGAUUGGCGGCGUGGACGAAAGCGUGAUCGACGAAGCGGAAAUCAUGCAGAUGCUGGAGGGAGACUACGAUCCGGAGAAGUUCGAAAAAGCAAUGGAAAAGGCCUACGGAGAAGACUUCUACCAACAAGAGGACAAAGAAUGGAAGUCCGACCUCGACGUGCGAAAGACCCUGAAGGGCGACGAGGAGGGCGACGAAUUGGUCGGCCAGGACGAUCUCAACGGAGGAAUGUACGACAACGUCCAAGACGGGGAAGCAAACGAGGACGCAAUGGACGAUCCAGACUACGACGAGGACGCCGAAUGGGACGAAACCGAAUACGACGAUUCCCACGAAGAAUCAAAGCUCGAGAAGAAACUAAAGACAAAAAUGCAAGAGGAGCUCUACAAACUCGACUACGAAGACAUCGUGGCGGGGAUGCCGACACGGUUCAAAUAUCGCCAGGUAGAAUCCAAUGAUUAUGGUUUGACAACCCAGGAAAUCCUCUUUGCCAGAGACAGGACCCUGAAACAAUUCGUCUCCCUGAAGAAGAUGGCCCCGUACAACGAGCAGGGCGAGCACUUUGUUGGAAGCAAAAAGAGACGAAAAUUCCGGGAGUUGCUGAAAAAGGAUCUCGAAGAAGCCCUGCCGAAGGAAGAGGAAUCGCAACAAAACUUGGAAGCAAACCACGAACCGGAUCCCGUGCAACCCGAACCAAAGAAGAAACGACGAAGACUGAAGAAAGGAAAGAAAUCCAAGGAAAAUGCCGAGAACAACGACAAAACGCCGGAAACUUCCAAACCCGAGUCGGAGACCCAAACCGAAAAUGCGGGUGGAUCGAAAAAGCGAAGGAGAAAGAAGGGCGGUAAAAAGGGAGACACGAAAGAUACUACGGGCAGCAACAAAACCGACGAACCAACAAAACCCGUCGAAAAAAGCGACGAGACAUCAGGCGGUGCCAACAUUGUGCGCGAAGUUGCUUCCAAAAAGCGUCGCUCGAGCUCGAAAACUCCUUCCAGCGACGACAAGCACAAGAAGAAGAAGAAAAAGAAGGCAAAAGACAAAAAAUCAUCGAUUUCCGGCAUCUCUCAGUCUCGACUCGCUUCGUAUGGUUUAUAAGAAAACUAGUAUUGGACAGGAAUUGCCAUUUGGAUUAGAGCGAUACAAAUAUAGAAUAAUGUCAUGA
Pseudo-nitzschia multistriata is the source of this 2560-nucleotide messenger RNA. The record is from the annotation of a GenBank genome assembly. NCBI's taxonomy places the organism in Eukaryota, Bacillariophyta, Bacillariophyceae, Bacillariales, Bacillariaceae.